Messenger RNA from Yamadazyma tenuis ATCC 10573, 1011 nucleotides. RefSeq lists its product as uncharacterized. NCBI's taxonomy places the organism in Eukaryota, Fungi, Ascomycota, Pichiomycetes, Serinales, Debaryomycetaceae. The record is from RefSeq and is a predicted model, not a curated record.
AUGCGCUCACUGUGGAUACCUUUUUUUUGUCGCGGUCUCCAGCAGAUCACUUUAUUGAUGUCUCAAGAACUAUCGAAAGCUGUAGAUCAGUUUUUGGCCUACACCGACAUUCAAUCCCAACACUACGGAGUACCAGUGUUCAGUCACGUGCGGUAUGGUGCGGCAGGGGACAAGCCAAAACAUAUGGCCGAUGCUGAGUAUACCCAAAAGUACAAUCACUUCAUCAAGACUCUCGAUACCCUAUCAUACUAUCAUGAAAUGAAGCAAUUAAGAGACGAGCAGUUGAGCUCUAUAGAUACAGAGUAUGAGUAUGUGAUAGGUCAGCUACCAAUUGUGUCCGAAUCCCCAUCUCAUGAAGAGGUGUUGACAUUACUCAAGAGACAAAUCAGUCUAAAGACUGACACGCUAUUGAAUAGUUAUUUACAGGUGAUGGUGCCCAUACUACGAUCAUUAUUCCACGUGGACUCAAACCUCACGUCCAGUGAGAUCAAUAUCUCCCGGAACUUAAAGUUUUUGUUCUCCAAGGAAAACGAGAAUUCGUCUUCCAAUAUCCACAAACUAAUGCAAGAGUAUAACAUAAAUAACCAGUUAUCUGACAUAUUUGCCGAAAGUACAAAGGAUCUUGCAGAUCUCUAUGAAACCAUCAGACCCAAGCUUAUCGAGGUCAACCGGUUGAUCAAAGAUAUCGAACAGGCCAAGAGUGACAACUUAAUAAAGAAGUCGGCCGCCAUCAAAGAGUCACUUUCUUCUUUAGAUGAAAAGACUGCCAGGAGGAAAUUUUCCCUGUUGAUUAAGGAAUGGAUUACUAUCGUCUCACUUGCCAAUUUUCUACCCAACUUCAUAAUGUGUUUACCAUUAAACUGGUAUGAUGACAAGGUAUGCUUCAGUAUCAUCAAACACUGUGGCAAGAUCUCCGAGCAGUUUGACAACUACUUGCACCUUAUCAAUAAGAACAAGUUCGAAGAUUUGACCAUUGAUGACCUUCUCAUGAUAGACUUGAACCUUAGCUAG